Nannospalax galili (Upper Galilee mountains blind mole rat) is the source of this 4741-nucleotide messenger RNA. It is a transcript of the gene Kdm4b, whose product is annotated as lysine demethylase 4B. Gene Ontology annotation, biological process: chromatin remodeling. Lineage: Eukaryota; Metazoa; Chordata; Mammalia; Rodentia; Spalacidae. The transcript is spliced from 24 exons. The coding region runs from base 312 to 3578 and encodes 1088 amino acids. Gene Ontology annotation, molecular function: histone H3K9 demethylase activity. Gene Ontology annotation, cellular component: nucleus. The record is from RefSeq and is a predicted model, not a curated record.
UCCCCGCUGGAGGCGCUCGCUGAGGGCUCGGCUGCAAGCGAGCGAGCGAACGAACGAGCGAACCGGGCGAAGGCAGCAGUCGAGCGGCCCGAGCGAGCGAGGGAGGCCCGGCGGGGCGACGCCGAGACGGCGAAGCACGCGCUACUCAGCCCGCUGUCCGCUCUCGGGGUCGCGCGCGCCGCGCCAGGGGUCACUGUUGCUGGAAGAGGUGAAGGAAAGAAGCCUUGUGCGUCCUCAGCUACCUGGAACCUUCUGGAACCUCCUGGGACCUCCUGGGACCUCCCAGGUGUGGCACCUGUGCAGCCAGAACCAUGGGGUCUGAGGACCACAGUGCACAAAACCCCAGCUGCAAGAUUAUGACCUUCCGGCCGACCAUGGAGGAGUUCCAGGACUUCAAUAGAUAUGUGGCCUACAUCGAGUCACAGGGUGCCCACCGUGCAGGCCUGGCCAAGAUCAUCCCUCCCAAGGAGUGGAAACCACGGCAGACAUAUGACGACAUUGAUGAUGUGGUCAUCCCGGCUCCCAUCCAGCAGGUGGUGACCGGCCAGUCAGGACUGUUUACCCAGUACAACAUCCAGAAAAAGGCCAUGACUGUGGGCGAGUAUCGCCGCCUCGCUAACAGUGAGAAGUACUGCACCCCACGCCACCAGGACUUUGAUGACUUGGAGCGCAAGUACUGGAAGAAUUUGACCUUUGUCUCGCCCAUCUACGGGGCCGACAUCAGUGGCUCACUGUACGAUGAUGACGUGGCCCAGUGGAACAUCGGCAACCUGUGUACCAUUCUGGACAUGGUGGAGCGGGAGUGUGGCACCAUCAUCGAGGGUGUGAACACGCCAUACCUGUACUUUGGCAUGUGGAAGACCACGUUUGCCUGGCACACAGAGGACAUGGAUCUCUAUAGCAUCAACUACCUGCACUUUGGGGAACCCAAGUCCUGGUACGCCAUCCCACCUGAGCACGGCAAGCGCUUGGAGCGGCUGGCCAUUGGUUUCUUCCCUGGGAGCUCACAGGGCUGUGACGCCUUCCUGCGACACAAGAUGACCCUCAUCUCACCCAUCAUCCUGAAGAAAUAUGGCAUCCCCUUCAGCCGGAUCACACAGGAGGCGGGAGAAUUCAUGAUCACAUUCCCCUAUGGCUACCACGCAGGCUUCAACCAUGGCUUCAACUGCGCAGAGUCCACCAACUUUGCCACCCUGCGCUGGAUCGACUACGGCAAAGUGGCCACACAGUGCACGUGCCGCAAGGACAUGGUGAAGAUCUCCAUGGAUGUGUUCGUGCGCAUCCUGCAGCCUGAGCGCUACGAGCAGUGGAAACAGGGCCGAGACCUCACUGUGCUGGACCAUACUAGGCCCACGGCCCUCAGCAGCCCUGAGCUCAGCUCCUGGAGUGCCUCUCGUGUUUCCCUCAAGGCCAAGCUCCUGCGCAGACAAAUUAGUGUGAAGGACAGCAGACCCUGGAGAAAGACUGAGGAGGACAGGAGACCGAGUCUAGAGAGGAGGCGGGAGCCCACCAGGAGGCCGGGGCCGUCGUCACAUCGGAAACGGAGCCAGCCCAAGAAGUCAAAACCUGAAGACCCCAAGUCCCCUGGGGAGGCAGCGGGGGCCACUGGCCUGGAUGAAUCUGCAGGCUGCACAAGGGAGGAGGCCGAGCCCGAUGACGAUGACGAUGAGGUGCCAUCUUCACAGGGCCGGGAGGCUGAGGCCACCGAAGAGGACGGCAGGGCCAAGGCACGGCCCAAGACCAAGAGCAGGAAGAGGGUUCCGGGUCCUCUCUUGACCCAGCCUCCAGCCUUGUUCCCCAUCGAGAACACCCUGAGGCCGCCCCCCCCACCUGAGUCUCCAGUACCUACACUAGGCUCCUCAGCCACAGAGGACGGUCCCCCACCAGCACCCAUCAAUGUGGUGCCUCCCGGGGGGCCAAGUGAGGAGCCCGAGGCACGGCCCCGGCCCAUCAUCCCCAUGCUGUAUGUGCUGCCCCGCACUGGCACCACUGAGGGGCACAGGGACCAAGCAGUCCACCCACAGGUGGCACCCAUGGAGCUGGGGCCUGAAGAGGAAGUGCAAGCCCGAGCCAGCAAGGCGCAGUUAAAGAUGGAGAUCAAGAAGAGUCGGCGCCACCCACUGGGCCGGCCGCCUACACGGUCCCCGCUGUCUGUGGUUAAGCAGGAGGUCUCCAGCGACGAGGAAGCCUUCCCCUUCUCAGGAGAGGAGGACGUGAGUGACCCUGAGACUGCACGGUCCUUGCUGUCGCUGCAGUGGGGGAACACGGCUGCCAGCUUCCAGGCCGAAAGGAAGUUCAACGCAGUGGCCGCGCUCAGGGAGCCCUACUGUGCUGUCUGCACCCUCUUCUACCCCUUCAACCAGUCGGUGCGGACGGAGCAAGAGGCCCUGGCCACUCCUGGGGACAGUGCCAUCCCGCCACCCUCCAAAAGUGGCCAGAGGACGCGGCCACUGAUACCUGAGCUGUGCUUUACCUCGAGUGGGGAGAACACAGAGCCACUGCCCGCCAACUCUGGUGUAGGUGAUGACGGUACCAGCCUGCUCAUCUCCUGUGCCAAGUGCUGCCUGCAGGUCCAUGCCAGUUGCUACGGUGUCCGCCCUGAGCUGGCCAAGGACGGCUGGACGUGUUCCCGGUGCACAGCCCACGCCUGGACUGCGGAAUGCUGUUUGUGUAACCUGCGGGGCGGAGCACUGCAGAGGACCACAGAGCAGAGGUGGAUUCAUGUCAUCUGCGCCAUCGCAGUCCCCGAGGUGCGGUUCUUGAAUGUGAUCGAGCGCAACCCAGUGGACAUCAGCGCCAUCCCUGAGCAGCGGUGGAAGCUGAAGUGCAUAUACUGCCGGAAGCGGAUGAAAAAGUUAUCGGGAGCCUGCAUCCAGUGCUCCUAUGAGCACUGCUCCACGUCCUUCCAUGUGACCUGUGCACAUGCAGCUGGUGUCCUCAUGGAACCUGAUGACUGGCCCUAUGUGGUGUCCAUCACCUGCCUCAAGCACAGGGCAGGUGGCCCGGCGGGGCAGCUGCUCCGCGCCGUAUCCCUGGGCCAGGUGGUCAUCACCAAGAACCGAAACGGGCUGUACUACCGCUGCCGGGUCAUUGGCUCCACUGCACAGACCUUCUACGAGGUCAACUUCGACGACGGCUCCUACAGCGACAACCUGUACCCUGAGAGCAUCACGAGCAGAGACUGCAUCCGGCUUGGGCCACCGCUCGAGGGUGAGCUUGUGGAGCUGCGGUGGACCGACGGUAACCUGUACAAGGCCAGGUUCAUCUCGUCUGCUACCAACCACAUUUACCAGGUGGAGUUCGAGGAUGGCUCACAACUGACUGUGAAACGUGGGGACAUCUUCACCCUGGAUGAGGAACUACCUAAGAGGGUGCGGUCUCGGUUGUCACUGAGCACUGGUGCGCCACAGGAGCCCAGCUUCUCAGGGGAGGAUGUGAAGGCAGCCAAGCGCCCGCGGGUGGCCAUUGCCCCAACCAUCACCACCACUGCCACCGCUGAGGACACAGCACACAACCCAGAAUACCUGGCUUUUGUGGAGAGCCUCCUGCAGGGGCAGGCCCGGCCCGGAGCCUUCUAGACUCCUAUCUGCACCGGGACACCCUGGACAGCAGGACCGGAUGUGGCCCGGACUCAGGGAGUAGGGCUGUGCCCUGACCCGGCAUGCCGACUCGGCCCAACUCCUAUCUUCUCCAAAAGGUGCUACGGGGCAUCCCCUGAACCUCCCAAGACAGAUGCCAGCCGAGGACAUGGGCACAGCCCCCCUCAACCUGUUUUCUAGAUUUGUGGCUUUAAAAACCAACAAAACAGUACAAAACGAACAGGUUCUUUAUUUUCAGAACCAGGAUGGACAUGGGGAGACGAAAAGAUACAUUGUUUGCUGUUUGCAAAUCUCCUUUGUCCACCAAGCUGGCAGGAGAUGCUCUUGCAGGUGCAUUGCACAGGGGACACAUAGCCUCUUGGGGGGAUGCAGCCACCACAGGUGACACUGGCUCCCCAUGGGCCACAUGCUCAGGCCUGGAGGUGGCCUGAUACCUUGGUGGCACCCAGUGCCCGGUGGCAGAAGCCUCCUGCACAGACUCUCGGACUGGGCAUGUGUCCCCAUGGCUCUGUGGUGCCUGGCCAUCUGCUCCAAGCUGGCGCAGAGGACCCCGGGAUGACCAGAUCCCCAGUUAGCCAUGCCCCACAGACUUGGCCUGGUGUCCUUCAUCUGUGGCCCACUGGGACACCAGCCAUGUAUGCGGGUGACGUAGGACACAGACUUCACAGGCUGGUGGCUGCUGCGGCCCUUGGUCUGCACUGCCCCUCCAGAAGCCACCAAUGUCCCAGCGUUGAUCCCUAGGACGGCACUGACCUGUGUACGGAAGGAGAUGGACAGUGGGGGCUUACAGGAGCCUGUGCAGUGCCUGGCUGCUGUGUGUAGUUGAAAUACUAUUUAUAUUGUAAAGAGAGUAAAAAGGAUCCAACUGGGGCCUGGACGCAGAAGGCCGGCCACAGGUCUCUGGGGUCACAACCCUUGUGGGUUUUCAUGGCUGUGCAGACCAGGCACACAUGUUCCCCACAGAGAUGGCUGUGUCUUACUUUGUGCAAAAAAAAAACAAAAACAAAAAAACCAACAAUCCCCUCCCCAGGCUCCCGACUUUUCCCCACCCCAGAUAAAGGGCGAGCCGUAUUUUUGCCUCAUUUCCCUGCCUCUGGGUUCAGGAUGAAUUAAAAGCUCUUGAGCACUUCUGAUUCCCACAA